AUUGUUAUAGUAUUCUAGACCUUGCUCUAGUUUCUCCUUUUUUUUUUUCUCCAAACUUUCACUUGGCUUAAACGUGCAAAUUUUCUGAGUAGUAGCAACAGGAGAAUCAGUGGUCAAUAGCCAAAAGCCCUGAAGUAUUAACAUUCAAUCAGAAAGAAGCUUUUGGUGGUGCUGAUUGACUCUUAUAAGGCUUCUUUGCCUCUUUCUGGAUUCAACUUUAUUGUUGAACCUUGAUCAAGAUAAUGGAAGUUCAAGUUGGAGCAGUAUCAAACAGAAGCUGUAACGAUUGCCACACAACCACCACACCUCUAUGGAGGGCUGGUCCAGAUGGCCCUAGGUCUCUUUGCAAUGCAUGUGGGCUAAGGUACAGGAAGAGGAGGAAAGCCCUGGAUAAAGGGGGAGCAAAGAAAAGCAGGAAGAGGAAUAAUAGAGCAACAAGUGAGCAUGAUGAUGAAGUGGAUUUUGGUUGCAAUUUGGAGCCUUAUACAUUACAUGGAAGAAGUCAAUUCAAGUUAAAGGAAGAAGAAGAGGCUGCUAUAUUGUUGAUGGCCCUUUCUUGUGCUUAUUAGAAUAACUUCACACAAUUACUCAUAUCAAUGGUUGUAAAGCACAAAAUGCCAAACGUUUCUUCAUUUGUGUUAAUUUCUUUUGCAUACACUGUUAUCAAUUUUCAUUGCAGACAAAAUAAUAUCAAUCGCUUUGUUCUGGGCACUGAGUUGCCCACCGAUCCCAAAUUCAUGUAUCGUAUGGACUAGAUACUAGUAAAUCUUGCCCCUCCCACAGGGUUUAAUUGUAAAAAUUCUUUGCUUCAAAACUUAUGCUUGUCAAAUCAAA
Molecule: messenger RNA, 834 nt
Organism: Arachis duranensis
Lineage: Eukaryota; Viridiplantae; Streptophyta; Magnoliopsida; Fabales; Fabaceae
Product: GATA transcription factor 15
Exons: 3
Coding region: 243-569 (108 amino acids)
Biological process (GO): regulation of DNA-templated transcription
Molecular function (GO): zinc ion binding; sequence-specific DNA binding
Source: RefSeq, a predicted model, not a curated record